GUAGCGUGCUGAUGUAAGCAGUGUUGGCGUGGUGACGUACGAGGGGCCGCGCAUGUUGCGGCCUGGGGUCGGUACGUAGGUUUAGAAUUGUCGCGGGCAGUGGGGCGCUCCAGUUACCUACUGCACUUGGUUUCUUUCUGGCGUUUGCCAAGUAUCCUGUCUGUUCCGCCCCGUUGGGAAGAGAGGGAAACGGAAGGUUCUGUGGGGACAGCUGGGAGUCCCGAAGGAGAAAGCGUGCAGCUGGAGGGUUCUGGAGCAUCUUAUAGCCGAGCUGUAGCCGCGGAAGGGCAGCCACUGAGAAGGGAGGGUCCUCGCAGGCGCGUUCGAACCGCGACGUCUGGGCUGCUCUCGCGGAGGGCCAGGGCGGCCGCACGAUGUUGGGGGCCCGCUGCUUGCUCCGGGCGGUGCGCUUUUGUUCCUCUGCCCCCUGCCCCAGGCACAAACCUUCAGCCAAACUGAGCGUGCGGGACGCUCUCAGGGCCCAGAACGCGAGUGAGGAACGUGUUAAGGUCCAGGGAUGGGUUCGUUCUGUCCGAUCUCAGAAGGAAGUCUUGUUCCUGCAUGUAAAUGAUGGGUCAUCUUUGGAAAGCCUUCAGGUUGUUGCAGAUUCAAGCCUUGACAGUAGAAUAUCCAUAGAUUCUGAAGAUUAUUUAACCCAAUUAAGGCUAAAACCAUUUGUCCUUAAGUAUUUUAAUAUUCUUAUUACAGCACUUUGGGAGGCUGAGACUUUCCCCAUCAGAUACAAAGAAAGGCAUCCUCUGGAAUACCUGAGACAAUAUCCUCACUUGAGGUGUAGGACUAACAUUCUGGGAUCUAUACUGAGGAUUCGCAGUGAAGCGACAGCUGCUAUUCAUUCUUUCUUUAAGGACAGUGGCUUUGUGCAUAUUCAUACUCCAAUAAUCACAUCCAAUGACUGUGAGGGAGCUGGAGAACUUUUUCAGCUUGAAGCUGCAGGCAAAAUAAAAGUACCUGAGGAGAAUUUCUUCAAUGUUCCUGCUUUCUUAACUGUCUCAGGACAGCUUCAUCUAGAAGUGAUGUCAGGCUGUGGAGGGUUAAAUGUAACUUGGGAAUUUGGAGAUAUUGGUUCAAAUAGUUCAACCCAGAGUUUCUCUGCCUUUUGUAUAGGUCAUCUCAUGAUCCAUAUCAGUAUUGUGGCCCCUCACCCCCGUUGCGGGCUCCGGAGUUCAGGACUGCUAAUUUCAGUGAAACUAUUAACAGACUUCCCAAUGGCUGACGGCACUUUCUCUCCUCCAGUAGGAAAGGGCGUCCAGCGUAGGGUCGCUCACACUUGCCCCUAUGGCGCAAAGCAGGCUACACCGAGGUGCGCGCCAGCCGCACGUAGGCGGUCCUCGAUGCCCACGCUGUUGGAGGGGCCCGAAGUGAGCCCGAGUAGCACGCUGUUGGUGGGAGGAAAGCUAGAGGAGACCUGGUACACUGGGCAGAGCGGCAGAGGGUCGGGGAGCCUGCCUUGCAAGCCCGGGAGUAGAAGUGGGCAAGGUAACGCGAGGGAACUUGCCAAGACUGAGCUUGGGUUCCGCUGGAGCUCGGGCUUGGGCCCCGGACUGCUGGGCCAGAUACCAGAGAAGAAAGGAAAAGAAGAAAAUGCUGGUUCUGGUGGGCUAGUUAUUAGUUCUCUGUUUCGUGAAGAAACUAUCAGGGAAGAAGACAAAAAUAUAUUUGAUUACUGCAGGGGAAACAGCAUUGACCAUAUAACCAAAGCCAUCAAAUCGAAAAAUGUAGAUAUGAAUGUGAAAGAUGAAGAGGGUAGGGCUCUACUUCAUUGGGCCUGUGAUCAAAUUUUUUUUGUUGACAGCCUUCAGGAUCUCAUGCAGGUUAUGGAGAAACUCUUCAAGGCUACAACAAUGAUGGUUCUCUCAAAUUGUCCUGAAGAUGUUAAUCUCUGUUACAAAUUCUUAGCUCCUGGCCAAAAGGACAGAUUAGAACUUAUGCUGAAAAACAACUUUUUAAUCAUUUCUUACACUGAAGCAGUGGAGAUCUUAAAGCAAGCAUCCCAGAACUUCACCUUUACCCCAGAGUGGGGUAUUGAUCUACAAACUGAACAUGAAAAGUACCUGGUGAAGCACUGUGGCAACAUACCCGUCUUCGUCAUUAAUUAUCCAUUAGCACUCAAGCCUUUCUACAUGAGGGAUAAUGAAGAUGGCCCUCAGCACACAGUUGCUGCUGUUGAUCUUCUGGUUCCUGGAAUUGGGGAACUCUUUGGAGGAGGCCUCAGAGAAGAACGAUACCAUUUCUUAGAGGAGCGCCUAGCCAGAUCAAGACUUACAGAAGUCUACCAGUGGUAUCUGGACCUUCGUCGAUUUGGAUCUGUGCCACAUGGAGGUUUUGGGAUGGGAUUUGAACGCUACCUGCAGUGCAUCUUGGGAGUUGACAAUAUCAAGGAUGUUAUUCCUUUCCCAAGGUUUCCUCAUUCAUGUCUUUUAUAGCUGGAAGAUUGGUUAAGGAAAAGCACCUCAUGGCAGAGGCACUGCACAUGAUUUCUGCAUACAUUGGAAUGCAUGUUUGGAUUUUAGAAAUGCAAAUUUCAAUAUAUAAUUGUUGUGGUACCAUAAGAUAUCAUAGAAAAAAUAUAAGUGGUUGUGAUUUUCUUAGAAAGUUGAGGCCUUUCACGUAAGGAUGAUUUCCCCCAAGUACAAGUACUUAUAGCAAGGGGUCUCUCAAAUCCUUUACCUCAAUUAAGAAGAAUUGAAGAAAUUGAAUUAGAUAAUCUCAAAGUUUCUUUUCAACUCUAAAACAGGAUGAGAUAGUAUAUUUUACUUUGUCUAUAAUCAUUAAAUCACUUUCCUGUGUAAUUUUUGAGAACCAUCUAGUAGAUCAAAAUAAUGUUGGAUCUUUUCUCCCCUUGCCAUAUACUUCGUGAUAAAUGCUUAUCUUAUUUUCAGUGCUUUAACUAAACAUUGCAGAAAAGAAAUAUUCCUUAAGGUCUUAAUUGACUUAAUAAAGUAGCUAUUCUGAAUUGAAAUCUCCUUUGAUUGAACUGGAUGAAAAAUUACAUUUAAUAACUGUUGCUUUUCAAUUAUAAAAGCUAAUGAGAUGUUGUAUUAACUAUUUAAACUCUUUAAUCACUGUUGUGUUAUAAUUUGUUUAUAUUUGAUGUUUACAAUUUCUCUAAUAAAAUAGAUAUUUUUAUUGGCA
Messenger RNA from Cebus imitator (Panamanian white-faced capuchin), 3153 nucleotides. RefSeq names its product asparaginyl-tRNA synthetase 2, mitochondrial (gene NARS2). The record is from RefSeq and is a predicted model, not a curated record. Bases 375 to 2444 code for a protein of 689 amino acids. Gene Ontology annotation, molecular function: ATP binding; asparagine-tRNA ligase activity. Gene Ontology annotation, biological process: asparaginyl-tRNA aminoacylation. Lineage: Eukaryota; Metazoa; Chordata; Mammalia; Primates; Cebidae. The transcript is spliced from 19 exons. Gene Ontology annotation, cellular component: mitochondrion.